GGCACAGGGCCCUCAUAUCCCUUUAAAACCUGGUCUGAGAUCUGCCCUACCCCAAUCUGUCUCAUCAUAAUUUCAGAUGGGGAAUGGGAGCUUAAGGGUGGACCCAAGGCAACCUGCCCUGCAAUAAACUCAACCUCUUCUCCUUUCUGCUUCCUGGUUACGAUUGAAAUGGAAAAAGAUACCUCUCAAACCCAAAUGUAAACAUCCUGCCAGGGGGUGAUGGAAGUUGAGAAGUGUCGGGAACAUCCCCCUUCCCCAGGCAUUCCACCCUUGACUCCGUUCUCUCUCCCGAGUUCUCUUUCAUGAGCGAAAGAUCCUCUUUCAGUUUAUAAAGCAGGGGUAGGAUCUGAGCUAAAGGGGACAAAAACCAAGGAGCAGGAAAAACAGAAUUUAAUUCUCCACCAAAAGGCAGCCCAUCCUGGCAAACUGGGGGGGAGGGAAGCCCCACCACUGCCUUCCAUUGGAAAAGACCUAGAGUAAGUGUUGGGGGGCAGGUAUCAAAACCAAUCCUCUGCAAGUCCAAGUGAGCACCAUCUGUGUUACCUGAAAGCUCCUUGGAAACGCAGAAUUUCAGGCUUCGCCUCAGACCCUCUGAAUCAGAAACUGCAUGACAAGAGAUCCCUGGUCAUUCAUAAUCACAGUAAAUUUGAAGAAGCUCUGGCCUAAGACCCUUCUACCCUCAGCCUGGGUCCUCUUUACUGUUGUCCCCAUUCACACCCAAGAUGGAAGCCCACCCUUCCCACCAAUGAGGUAGGAACGCAGCUCCACCAGCCCCUCAUGAUCAUACAAGAAUGCUGGCCUUCUCUGAGACGGGGAAGAUAACAGGGUCAUGGAGCAAAGAGACCUACAGCAAUUAUCUCUGUAGAGCAUAGGCCUUUAUAGAAUUCCACAACCUCUCCUGACAGUGUUCUACUUUCCACAAGUGACUACCUGAAUUUCAGUUUCCUCAUUUACAAAUGGGAACCAGUAACAUCCAUUACUCGGAUGGCUGUAGCUUAUGUAUGUGGGAACACAAGGAGCCCCUGGCCUAUGCCCAGAGUAGGGGCAUCCUUGUCUCCCUCAUGGCCCCCCUUCCCCUUCUGCUGAUAGUUCCUCCUUCACUUCCCUCUCACUGGCCCAGGGUAGGGAGUGGUCAUAAGUUGUGUCAUUGUUUUGUUUUGUUUUUGCUUUUGUUUUUUCAUUUUCUUUCUUUUCUUUUCUUCUUUUUUUGAACUCCAAAAUUUAUAGAAAGGGUAAUGUACCUUUUUUUAAUUUUUUUCAUUUUCUCUUACCAGGUCUCUUUCCAUUUUAUUGUUUUGCCUCGCUGGAGAUCAAACCAGGACCUGACAUGCUAAGCAUGCUCUCUACCCCUGAGCUGUAGCCUCAGCCCUCUUUCUCUUCUUUAUUCUCAAUUCAACAAAUGUUUGCUGCCCAAGGCUGACUGUGCCCACCCCACCCACGCUUGUCUCUCCAGAAGUCUUCCCUGGAUUCCCUUGUUCCCACCCACAGGAGGAAUCUGAAAGCCUACGUGUCAGUCACCCCUGCCUCUCCCAGCAAUAGCUGGGCCUCGGUGAAUACCAAGAAUUAAGCCCCCUGCUCUGCUACCCCUCUCCCUGUGAUCAGUCUCUUUCUCUCCUUUUAGAAGCUCCUCAAGGUUACUCUCCUCUUCCUACGUACCAGGGCAACUUCGGAAUUCAUGCCCUUCCUGGGAAGACCCCUGCCAUCAAGGGAGAGCAGCCCCCCACCCCAGGCUCUAGACCCACACAGGUGCCCACAGGAACACUGCUUUACAUAUGGGAGGCCCAGAAGAGGGGAUGGUUUACCUUGCUCCUCUGCAGCCAACUAAUCACUAGGACUCAGACAGGGCACCCCCACACACUUCUGGCCUGAAGGCCAGCUCUCUGUCCUGAAAAACCUGUCCCAAACUCCCCCUAGGCCAUAGGGCCCAAGGGGCAGGUUGGACUGGAUUCCCCUUCGGCUCCUCCCACCCCAGGACAAAAUCAGCCACCCCAGGGCAGGGCCUCACAUGCCUCAGGAAGCCCCAGCCUGCCAGCACCUGUUCCAGGAUCCAGGUUUCAGUCCAGCAUGGCAUCCCUGCAGCCUGUCCAGACCUUGCCCUUGAUCCUGAUUCUGCUGGCUAUACUGGCCCCGGGGGCUGCAGCAGAGUUCAACAUCUCAAGCCUCUCUGGUCUGCUGUCCCCAGCGCUAACCGAGAGCCUGCUAGUUGCUUUGCCCCCCUGUCACCUCACAGGAGGCAACGCCACACUGACUGUCCGAAGAGCCAAUGACAGCAAAGUGGAGAAGUCCAGUUUUAUAGUGCCUCCAUGCCGAGGGCGCAGGGAGCUGGUGAGCGUGGUGGACAGUGGGAAUGGCUUCACAGUCACACGGCUCCGUGCAUACCAGGUGACAAACCUCCUCCCAGGAACCAAAUACUAUAUUUCCUACCGAGUAGAGAAGGGGACAUCUACCGAGUCCAGCAGAGAGAUCCCAAUGUCCACGCUUCCUCGAAGGAAUAUGGAGUCCAUUGGUCUGGGAAUGGCCCGAACAGGGGGCAUGGUGGUCAUCACAGUGCUGCUGUCUGUGGCCAUGUUCCUGCUGGUAGUGGGUUUCAUCAUUGCCCUGGCUCUGGGCGCUCGAAAGUAAGGAGGGCUGACCUGCGCGGGGCUCCUCCAGGAAGUCCAGAAACUCUCUGUGUCCCAGCCUGCCUCCUCCUGGGCCUCAGACACCCGCCUCUGGCUCCUUCAGUGCCUUCAUGUCCCUCUCCCUGCCCCCACCCUGCCCCUGGAGCCCUUUCCUCCCUCAGUCCCUCUCCAUGCCCCCAGUGCCACAUCACCCAACACUCCCUACCAUUCCCUUGCUGCAAUCCUGUGGGAGUCGACAUUCCUACCAUUUCACCACUCUGACCCCCAUUACAGUCCACCCUUCCUCUGUGAACUUGGUCUCUACAAUAAAGGCUAAUCCACAUCUA
Ictidomys tridecemlineatus (thirteen-lined ground squirrel) is the source of this 2947-nucleotide messenger RNA. It is a transcript of the gene Upk2, whose product is annotated as uroplakin 2. Gene Ontology annotation, biological process: epithelial cell differentiation. The record is from RefSeq and is a predicted model, not a curated record. Gene Ontology annotation, cellular component: apical plasma membrane. NCBI's taxonomy places the organism in Eukaryota, Metazoa, Chordata, Mammalia, Rodentia, Sciuridae.